Molecule: messenger RNA, 2218 nt
Organism: Siniperca chuatsi (mandarin fish)
Lineage: Eukaryota; Metazoa; Chordata; Actinopteri; Centrarchiformes; Sinipercidae
Gene: ergic2
Product: ERGIC and golgi 2
Exons: 13
Coding region: 427-1554 (375 amino acids)
Biological process (GO): retrograde vesicle-mediated transport, Golgi to endoplasmic reticulum; endoplasmic reticulum to Golgi vesicle-mediated transport
Cellular component (GO): endoplasmic reticulum; COPII-coated ER to Golgi transport vesicle; membrane
Source: RefSeq, a predicted model, not a curated record
CUAAGUCCAAAUGGGAGCAGUUUUUUUUUUUCCUCCAGACAAUGGGGUCAAGUGACAGUAGUUAGUUACCCCGGGUAACGUUACUUACCUCACGUUUCGGGAUUUCCUGAUGUUUGACUGUGAAAAGAAGCACUUUAACCGCGGACUGAGCUGACGGUACAAUAACUUUUUUUUUCAUUAAAGUUAGACCAGUCGCCGUAGUUAUGUUUUAGCCGGCUAGCUAUCUAUGCUAGCUAACAUUAACGUCAACUGUUAGCUCGGUUGCUAACAGCUGUCAUGGUCGACGUCAGCACAGAAAAGAAAGACUGAACGUUAGCUGCACAUUGCUCAGCGGUCGUCCCACAAAACAACCAACAGUAACUUGCUGCUGGAAGACAUUCACUUUAUGAGGGAGUCACCUGAAGCGACAUCACCGCUGCUGCUAAAAUGAGGAGACUGACCAAGAAGAAGGCUCUGACUCUGGUGAAGGAGCUGGACGCUUUCCCCAAAGUUCCCGAGAGCUAUGUGGAGUCCACAGCCAGCGGUGGGACAGUGUCUCUGAUAGCAUUCACUCUCAUGGCUGUCCUUGCCUUCCUGGAAUUCUUUGUGUACAGAGACACAUGGAUGAAGUAUGAGUAUGAGGUGGACAAAGACUACAUCAGUAAACUGAGGAUAAAUGUUGACAUUACAGUGGCCAUGAGAUGCCAGUAUAUCGGUGCAGAUGUCCUGGAUCUGGCAGAGACCAUGGUUGCUUCUGAUGGCUUAAAGUAUGAACCAGUCAACUUUGAGCUCUCUCCAGAGCAAAGAUUAUGGCACAUGACACUUCUGCACAUCCAGGAGCGUCUCAAAGUGGAGCACUCUCUCCAGGAUGUACUCUUCAAGGCCGCAAUAAAAGGAGCUCCUCCUGCUGAGUCUGAAAGUGAGGACAGUUCCACUUCCCUUAGUGCCUGCAGGAUACACGGACAUCUAUAUGUCAACAAGGUGGCAGGAAAUUUCCACAUUACUGUUGGCAAGUCCAUCCCACAUCCCAGAGGCCAUGCCCAUCUAGCUGCACUAGUUAGCCAUGACACUUAUAACUUUUCUCACCGGAUUGACCACCUGUCCUUCGGAGAAGCGAUUCCUGGGAUUAUCAGCCCUCUGGACGGCACAGAGAAAGUCUCUGCUUAUCCUAACCACAUGUUUCAGUACUUCAUCACCAUCGUUCCCACCAAACUGAACACCUACAAGGUCUCCGCAGAAACACAUCAGUACUCAGUCACUGAGCAGGACCGAGUGAUAAACCAUGCUUCAGGCAGCCAUGGAGUCUCUGGGAUCUUCAUGAAAUACGAUAUCAGCUCACUAAUGGUCAAAGUCACCGAGCAGCAUAUGCCUCUCUGGCAGUUUCUUGUCAGACUCUGUGGCAUCAUUGGAGGCAUUUUCUCUACCACAGGCAUGCUCCAUGGUAUGGUGGGAUUCUUGGUCGAUGUCAUUUGCUGUCGUUUCCAAGUGGGAAUAUACAGACAUCUUAAGGAGGCUCCUCUGAAUGAGCAGGCAAACUAUGAAACCCCGGUUCCUACAGAAAAUGCCACUCAAUAAUGAGAGUCUUGACAGCUCACCAUCUUGGCCUAAACCACUACACAGCAAUGACAUGCUGGGGAAAUGUUUACAGGUUGUUUUACUAUGAAAUAUGUCCCUGCGUUAUUCAGAAAUGUGUAAAUAUUUGUAUCAUUUUUUAAAAAUUGUUAUUGGGUAGGUAUUCAGAUUCAGACAUGAUUGUUCAUCCACAUGUGAAGGAUUUUAAUCAAUAACCUCCACUAAUUAUGUCACUUUCACUGGAAAGCUGUACCAGGAGGACUGAGCAGCAGCCUAAACACAUUAUUUACAUCAUUAUCGUAGAUCUGACUUCAUGAAAUAGAUGGUACCUGGUGUUGGAGUGCCCAUGGUACACCCACACAGGUGUUUUCACUUAUUACGGCUAAUUAGAUCUUUUCUCAGGGUUAAGUUGUCAUGUAUUGACAUCUCCCUGACAGAUACGUUUUAACAUGUGAAAGGGACAUUUUUCUGAUUCUUUAAUGUAGUUGGGUGAAGCUGAAAAGAUCAGCUACAGUAAAGGAAAACCUGUGUGUGUGUGUGUGUGUGUGCAGGGCCUUUAAAGAUGAAUUGUGUGUAAAGACUAGAAGGGUUUUAAAGUGUGCCUAUGUGUAAAUGAUUGUUGCAAAUAUGAGGCUGAUUUGUUAAAUAAAAUCCACUUUGAACUUGA